This is a messenger RNA of Ceratotherium simum simum (southern white rhinoceros), 1740 nucleotides long. RefSeq names its product free fatty acid receptor 4 (gene FFAR4). Lineage: Eukaryota; Metazoa; Chordata; Mammalia; Perissodactyla; Rhinocerotidae. Gene Ontology annotation, biological process: G protein-coupled receptor signaling pathway. The record is from RefSeq and is a predicted model, not a curated record. Gene Ontology annotation, cellular component: plasma membrane. Gene Ontology annotation, molecular function: G protein-coupled receptor activity.
GCCAAAAUGAUCUCCAAAGUCCCGCUCUGACACUUCUAAAUCAAUUUUAGCUAAAUUGGUGGAUUUAGGGCUUUACACACCGAGUGCCACUGGAGGGUGAAGGCGGCUGGGGAGGCCUCGCGGGGGCUUGGGGGUGGGGUGGGGUUCACUAGGUGGGUGUCCGGCCCCUAGGGCGCUCGGAAACCUGCCAAGGGCGUGAGGCCUCUGCCUAGACUGCCGCCUCCUGCCCAGCCGGGGUGUAUCCAGCCGGCGCCGCCGGGCGCUGGCACUUCCUCGUUCCCGCGCGCCCCAGGCUCAGCUCGCAACGCCCAGCGCUCCUCAGGCGGGAGGUGGCCAGAGGGGAGAUGUCGCAACUGCCUCUCUCCCUCUUUCCCCGCCUUGGCGCACAGUCACCUCCCAGAUGAGCGCGCUCGCAGACGGCUGCGGGCCGCCGGGCGCCGGGCAUGUCCCUUGAGUGCACGCAGGCGGCGGGCACCGGGCCCCCUCGAAGCCUAGAGCGGUCCAACCGCACCCGCUUCCCCUUCUUCUCUGACAUCAAGGGGGACCACCGGCUGGUGCUGAGCACCCUGGAGACCGUCGUGCUGGCGCUCAUCUUUGUCGUGUCGCUGCUGGCCAAUGUGUGCGCUUUGGUGCUGGUGGUGCGCCGACGGCGCCGUGGCACCACUGUCUGCCUUGUGAUCAACCUUUUCUGCGCGGACUUGCUCUUCACCAGCGCCAUCCCACCGGUGCUGGCCGUGCGCUGGACCGAGGCCUGGCUGCUGGGCCCGGUCGCCUGCCACCUGCUCUUCUACAUGAUGAGCCUGAGCGGCAGCGUUACCAUGCUCACGCUGGCAGCCGUCAGCCUGGAGCGCAUGGUGUGCAUCGCGCGCCUGCAGCGCGGCGUGCGGGGCCCGGGGCGGCGGGCGCGGGCCGGGCUGCUCACGUUCAUCUGGGUCUACUCGGCGCUCGCCGCGCUGCCCCUCUGCAUCUUCUUCCACGUCAUCCCGCAGCGGCUCCCCGGCGCCGAGCAGGAAAUUUCAAUUUGCACACUGGUGUGGCCCAGCAUUGCCGGAGAGAUCUCCUGGGAUGUGUCAUUUGUUACUUUGAACUUCCUGGUGCCAGGACUGCUCAUUGUGAUCAGUUACUCCAAAAUUUUACAGAUCACAAAGGCAUCAAGGAAAAGGCUCACAGUGAGCCUGGCUUACUCGGAGAGCCACCAGAUCCGCGUGUCCCGGCAGGACUUCCGGCUCUUCCGUACCCUCUUCCUGCUCAUGGUCUCCUUCUUCAUCAUGUGGAGCCCCAUCAUCAUCACCAUCCUCCUCAUCUUGAUCCAGAACUUCAAGCAAGACCUGGUCAUCUGGCCGACCGUCUUCUUCUGGGUGGUGGCCUUCACGUUCGCCAACUCGGCCGUAAACCCCAUUCUCUACAACAUGUCACUGUUUAGGAACGAAUGGAGGAAAAAUUUUCGCUGCUUCUUGUUCUCAGAAAAGGGAGCUAUGUUUACAGACACGUCUGUCAGAAAAAAUGAUUUGUCCAUUAUUUCCAGCUAACUAAUUUUUCUCUAUAGGCAGAGUUUGUCACUCUCCGGCAAGCCAUGGCAUGUUUUCAAAGCGAGUUAAUUUCCAGGACCAUCACACCAGUGCACCCUGCUUCAAGAAAAUGUAACCUAUGCAGAUACACAUUUACAGCACCAUCAAAUUAAGGGAUGAUCAUUCAGUAUAACAAUUUUAUCCUUUCUAAAAGGAUUUGUGAUGGGUUCCU